Messenger RNA from Esox lucius (northern pike), 2146 nucleotides. Its product is annotated as uromodulin-like. Bases 49 to 1863 code for a protein of 604 amino acids. Gene Ontology annotation, molecular function: calcium ion binding. The transcript has 8 exons. Gene Ontology annotation, cellular component: cell surface; apical plasma membrane. NCBI's taxonomy places the organism in Eukaryota, Metazoa, Chordata, Actinopteri, Esociformes, Esocidae. Gene Ontology annotation, biological process: neutrophil migration. The record is from RefSeq and is a predicted model, not a curated record.
CAGAUAAGUGAUUCAUCCUUCCAGCUAUAAAACUGAUGCACGUACCAAAUGUUUUCCUUUUGCAAUUCGUUCCUUCUUCAUAAAUGCGGUCGUGUCUGGAGUUUUAUAACAUUGAUCCAGCAUUGUUUUGCAGGCUUGGCCGUCACCAGCUGUCAGAUGUGUCAUGAAAAAGCCACCUGCCUGGUCUUUCCUGGGGAACAUCAGAGGGGCGAUGCCUUUACAGCACAGUUCAGAUGCACCUGUCAAGAGGGCUUCGUUGGCGACGGUCUCACCUGCUACGACCUCAAGAUCUGCGCUGGCGGCUCCUGCUGUCGUCAAGGUUACCGCUGGUCCUCCGAGCUGGGCUGUGUGGACGUGGACGAGUGCUCCUUACCCGAGCCGCCGUGCUCCCCUCCUCAGGUCUGUGAGAACACCCCCGGGUCCUUCCACUGCCAGGGGCCUCCUGGAGACGACCUCCUCUCUGGUCCUCCUUCUGGACCUCCUUCUGGUCCUUAUAACUUCCAGUUUCAGUGUGGGAGCACACGGUGUCCAGUGGGGGAGGACUGUAUCAGUGUUGGGGGGACGUCUCGCUGUGCCGACCCCUGCCAACACUAUACUGCACUGAAGGAAGACUGGCGCUCCACCACCAACAACGGUCAGUAUAAUGGCUUCCACUCCGACCAGUAUGUCAACUGGCAGGGCUGGUAUCGCCUGUUCCUGGGGAACACCAGUGUUCAGAUGCCGGAGAGGUGUGUGGGACAGGACAUGUGUGGUACCACUAAUCCCCUGUGGCUCUCGUCGCCUCACCCCCAGCUGGGAGACGGGGUGGUUCAGGGAUCCAUCUGUGGGAAUAUGUACGGUACCUGCUGCUACUAUAACCAAAACCCCAUCAAUGUCAAAGCCUGCUUCGGAAACUACUAUGUCUACAAAUUUGUCCAGCCGGUAUACAACUCGGCCUACUGUGCAGAUGCCAACUCUACAGUGUGUGCUUCCUGUGGAUUAUUUGAUGCCUGUGUAGAGAACAAUAACACGGGCUGGAGAUGUGUGAAGAAAGUUCCAGAGCUGGUGUGUGGGAGGAGCUUCCUACAGGUGGGCCUUCCUAAAGUUUACCUGGAGGCUGCUGGUCUGGAUCCUUCCUCUGCUCACAUGGCGGACAGCCGCUGUUCUGACAACCAGGAUCAUAAUGGUGUGGUGUGGUACCAGGUGGAGCUCAUGAAGGGACGCUGUGGAAACACUCUGAAGACGAACGGCACAAUUGCUGUCUACUCCAACAGCUUAUUUGUUUAUCCAAUAGAUGGGCGAAAGGACUCCCAACCCUUCGGCUUUCCUUUCUCCUGUGUCUAUCCUCUGGAGACCGAGAGCAGCCUGGAUGUGCCCAUCAUACCAUACUCACCAUCUGAUCAUUUAGUUGUCGGCGUCGGUCCCAAGGCCAGUGCCUCCAUGUCUCUGUAUCGUCAGUCCAACUACACAGACCCCUACCCGGCUGGUAAACUGGUCACCCUGCUUGUGGGGUCCACCCUGCAUGUUGGUGUGUCUGUACAGGAGUCUGAUGCAAAGACUUUUGUUGUCAUUCUGGAGGACUGCUACACCACAGAGUCCCCAAGCUACGAUGCUUUACCAAGGACCUACUUGAUUCAGGACAGGUGUCCUCGUGCCCAGGUGACAGUGGAGGAAAGUGGCUCAUCCCUCAGGGCUAGUUUCUCUGCUCGGUUGCCGGGAAACCAAGUCUACGUCUUUGUGCACUGCAGCCUCAGCCUGUGUGACAAGACAACCUUCCCCUGCUCUCCGGUGUGCUCCAGGAGAAGAUCCCGCUCUGUGUCCUCCUCCACCCCCCUCAAGCCUCUUACCAUCGGACCAAUCACCUGGGUCCAGAGACUGGAGUGAGCUUUAGGAACUCCCUCAGCAUGUUGAAGAAUGGGCACUCCCUGAUCUCCAUCGGACCAGAAUUAACCAAUUAUCUUUCAAGGUCACUGAACCACUUUCACGGAUUAAUGUAAUUAAUUCAUGCAAUUCAGGGUGAUUUCAUUGUGUUGUAUGAACUGUAAUUGUAACUUGUUUUUGAGGAACAAUCAUUCCUUAAAGAGUUGUAGUGUAAAUGCCAACCGAAACUGAGUGGCUGUUUGAAUGCAGUGAAUUUAUGAUGGAAAUAAACAAGUGCAUGAUCUAA